This is a messenger RNA of Chlamydomonas reinhardtii, 9123 nucleotides long. RefSeq lists its product as uncharacterized. NCBI's taxonomy places the organism in Eukaryota, Viridiplantae, Chlorophyta, Chlorophyceae, Chlamydomonadales, Chlamydomonadaceae. Bases 321 to 7304 code for a protein of 2327 amino acids. The record is from RefSeq and is a predicted model, not a curated record. The transcript has 10 exons.
CACGGCGCCCGGGCACCACACUCUGACGACUGCCAAAUACUACAGCAGUUUGGACUGUCUUUUGAGCUACCGGAGCUCCAAAGAAACGCGGCACUUGCUGUAUUUAGACCCGCUUAAACCUAGCUUUGAUACUCCAUCAUAGACAGUACUGAUAUCGAAAUAGUUGAAUGCGUCAUUUACCACAGUGUCAUUUACCCUUGACCAUUGACGUGGAAAUUUGCUCGCGCGGACCUGGGCCCAGCGCCGUCUUGUCCCCUGCCAGCUGCCCAAGGCGAGCGUAGCUAACGCUCGCGGGCUUGGGCCGGGCAGGAGCUCAGUAGAUGGCGGAGUCAUUCAACACCCAGGCCCUCCCAGCCCGCCUGAAGGAGUCGGUGGUGGACCUCAAGAAUAGUGUCAAGGAGCGGUUCCUUGGAUUGCUAGGCAUUCGGCAGCCUCGUAACCUCUUGGAGGACGAAACAGAGGUCUAUUUGCAAGUCGGCAAGACUACAUGGCACGCACCCAGGCAACUGCGUGUUGAGCUAUGGCUCUCGUCCCUGGCUCGGAGGCAUUCCCUCGUGGGCGACUACCCGACCUACCUCGCGCAGGAUAUUACGCGGGAAGCAGCGGUUGAUAUCGACAAGGAUGUGCCGCGCACCUUCCCGAACACGCGACGGUUCCAUGCCGAGGAGGGCCAGGCGUCGCUGCGGAACGUUUUGCGUGCGUACGCGGCGUAUGACCCGGAGGUGGCGUACUGCCAGGGUAUGAACUUCCUCACGGGCCUGCUGCUGACGUACCUGCCCACCGAGGGGCAGGCGUUCGCCGCUCUGGUGGUGCUCAUGGAGGACCGCAAGCUACGCAGCUUCUACCAUCGCAGCAUGGCGCUGCUGCAGGUGCAGCUGUGGCAGCUGAGCCGCCUCAUCAGCCCCGCACUGAACACGCACCUGGAGAACAUGGGCGUCGUGCCCAUGCUGUACGGCGCCUCCUGGCUCAUGACAGCGUUCUCCGCCGACUUCCCCAUCGCCUUCUCUGCCAGGAUCAUGGACGUGCUGCUGGGCGACCAAUGCGAGUGCGCGCUACUCAAGGUGGCGGUGGCCGUGAUGAAGGCGGUGGAGCCGCACCUGAUGAAGAUGAACGACCUGGAGGACGUGCUGGGCUACCUCAAAAUUGAGGUCACAGCCUGGGAGGACGAUGAGCUGCACGCGAUGCUGACGGCGGCUUUCACCAAGCCCUGGACCAGCCGGCAGCUGUCCAUCCUGCGCUCCACGGAGGACGCGGAGACGGUGGCGCAGGCCAUGGACCGGGUCAUGACGGCCAUGAGCGAGCAGGCCAGCUGCGUGCCCGGCGACGAUGACGACGGCGGCGACGACGGCGACCUGCCGGCCGACGGCCGCGUGGCGGUGACGGUGCCGCGCAUCAAGCCGCCGCCGCAGCCCAACACCACCUGCUCGUCCUCCUUCGCGCCCAGCCCAGCCUGCGGCACGCCCAUUGGCGGCGGCCCCAUGGGCACGGGGUCCAUGGGUGGUGCCAGCAUGCUGGCGGCCAUUGGCGGGUCGCCGCUCAUGGGCGUCAGCAUCAGCGGCGGCGGCUCGUUCCGGCAGCAAAACGCCGGCGGGGGCAGCAUCGCGGGUAGCGUGGGCGGCAGCCUGGGCGGCGGCGGGGAGGUGGGCAUGCUGAGCGGGAUGUCGAGCAUGGGCGGCAGCGUGACGCAGUGGGCCAUCCCCAGCAUACAUCCAGAGGCGCAGGCUAACCCAGCCAUCCAGGCCUUCAGGAGGGCGCAUCUACCCAUCCUGGCCGCCGUAGCCGGCGGCCCUGGUGCGCGGGCUGCCGGCGGGCAGAGCAUCCUGGCUGGGCAGGCCGCGACGGCGGCGGUUGCGUCGUGUACGACGACAGGGGCAUCAGGGACCACACCAGCGGGUUCUGUGACGCCUUCGCCGCCGCAGACGCAGGCGGGCGGGAUAGACGAUGGGCACGUGCUGGCCUCCUCUGUCGGGCUGCUGCAGCCUGCCGAGCAGGUCAUCCUGUCGGAGUCGCACCUGCAGCCAGAGCAGCCCAGCCUGCUGCGCGCAACCACUGGCGAGGAGUGGGGCGAGGUGAACAAUGCACGGCAGCAGUGGCGCGCACUCUCGCGGUCCACGCCAGGCAGCAUGCGGCAGCACAGCAUGGACGGCGGUGGUGAAGACCGGAGCGGCACGCAGGUGGGGGCUGAGGCUGCAGGCACAGGCGGCGUGUGGCGCGGGGGUCUGCCAGGUCCUGCACCUGCGUCAGCGGCAGGCUCGAGCGGCUCAUCCUCCGCGGCAGCGUCGUUUGGCGGCGCGCCAUCAGCAGCUGACUCUCCAGGAGCGCCGGCGCCGAGCCAGCCCAUCCCAGUGCCCGCCAGCGGCCCGGCGCGCGCAUUGAGCGCAAUGAGCGCCUUCGCCUGCGCUUCGGGGUCAGCGGCUGCAGCGGCAGGCCUGGUGCUGGCGCCGCCCAAGCCGCCGCUGCCGCCGCGGCAGUCGUCGUUCGACAGGGCGCCGCCGGGGGCCUGCGGAUCGGCGUUCUCGCGCCUGUCGGUUGUCGCAGAGGACCCGCCGUCGGUGCUGAUGGGGCCCACGGCGCCCGCGCCCUCGCCACGUGGCUCCAUGGAUAUCCACGUGCUGGGGCGUGCCAGCAGCAACCACAUGGACCCGGGCGAGCACUGCGGCCAACUGCUCGGCACCAGCACCGCCGGAGCCGCCGCCGGCGAGGGCAGCUUCCUGGCGGCUGGCGGCGUGGCCGCUAUGGGCGCCAGCGCCUUCGCCGCAGGCAUGGGCGGCAGUGCGCCCUCGUGCAACGGCGACUGCGCCAGCGGCACCGCCUCCGCCACCACCGGCGGCGCGCUGCUGUCGCCGUCGGGCAUCAGCGGCGCGGUGUCGCCGCACACAGGCGUGUCGCCUCACGUGCUGCUGCCCUCGGCCUGGAGCCACCAAAGCCAGGGCGCCAACGGCACCAGUGCCAGCGCCAGCAUCAUGAACUCGGCGGCCGGCGGCGCGCUCGGCGGCGGCAGCGACUCGCCCACGGCCGGCGUGUCUGCGGGCGUGGGCUACGCGCCGCUGGGCGCGACGGCCGCGAUGGCUGGAGCUGCGGCCGUGCUUGGCGCAGCAUCCACGGCAGCGUCCACGACGGGGUCGCUGUUGUACGAUGGUGAGGCAGCGGCUGCAUCCAUUGCCGCCAGCGAGGUUGCGGCGCUCUACACGGGCCUUCCAGAUGGCGCCAUUUCCAGAACCCAGCCUACACCAGCCGGCGGUCUGCUGGGCUUGGCACCGCUGGCGCCCCCACCGCCGCCUCAGGUGCCGCUGGGCUCGGCGCCGCACGCUAACGCCGGCGAGCGCCACCCCCAGAGCGACCUGGGCACGGACAUUGGCUGCGACAUCCUGCGUGUGCUGACGCGCGUGGACGCGAGUAACGCCAACGCCGCCUACGACACGCGCGCGGUGCUGGGCGAGUGCAUGUACGCCGACACGCCCGUCCAGGAGGAGGAGCUGCCCAAGGAGCAGCAGAACCUCGUCAAGAGCGGUAGCGAGCAGUCGCUGCGGCACCUGCCUUCCUCGUCGGCGCUCGACCGCAUGGCCGCACAGGACCUGGCGCGCGCGCAAGAGGAGGCAGAGCGCAUGCGGCAGGAGCUUGAGGCCCAGCUUCAGCAGCAGCGCGCCGCUGAGACUGGCCGGAGCGGCUCCGCAUCCGUGACACACUUGUCCACAGCCGGGACUGCACAGGCCGGUGCUGCUGCGGGUGCGGACGCACCAGCGGCGGCGGCGUCAGCGGCCGGCGCCCACGCAGACGGCGACGGUGCCGCGGCAGCAAACGGCGAGGCGGCGGCGAGCUUGUCAGGCCCGCACGCUUGGUCCGCAACGGGGCAGGCCAACGAGAACGAGGUGGUUCUCAAGCGGCCAGCACUAUACGUGGACGGCAUUCCCAUGUUCGACCCCAAGAGCCUCAUGUGCGACACGCAGCAGGAGGCACAGGUCAUGUUCACGCCACUCGUGUCGCCCGGCGCCUCCUCCUAUGCUGGCGGCGGCCUGGAGCACUUAUCCACGCUCACGGGCGCCACGGCGCCGCCCUCGGCCGCUGCGUCGAUGUCUGGCGCGGCGCCCGAAGGCGCCGCCGCUGACGGUGCUGCGGCGCUGGCUAAUGGCAACGACGGUGAGGACGGGGACCUCGACGACGCCGUGUAUGACCUGGCGGAGCCCAGCGACGACGACGACGAGGAGGCGGGCACGGGGCUGCUUGCCGAUGACGAUGAUGAGGAGGCCACUGAAGACCGGCCGUCUGGGGGCCGGCGGCGCGCCGCCGCUGCUGCUGCCGCGGGCAAUGCUGUUGUAGCGGCUGCGUCAACCGUGAGGGCAGAGGCAGCGGAGCCGGCGGGUCCCGCAGCUGUAGAGGAGGAGGCGCCGACGUCACCGCGCGAUGCUGCACCCACGGCGCCAGGCGGCACCGCUGGUCCCGCGGGCGAGUGGGUGGAUUGGUCGCAGGCUCCGCCCAUCCAGACCGCGGCGCCGGUGACGCUGCCCAUGACGGGGCCGGUCCGGGAGGUGACACCCGCUUCGGAGGCUCACGAGGACAGCCGUGCGCAUGCGGCUGCGGAGGCGCCCGCGGCUGGCACGGAUGAGCGGGGCGCCGCCAGUGAGCCGGUGGAGUCCAGCGGCCCCUCUCGCGCCAUGCAAACUGAGGACAGCUGCCACGAGCCGCAUGGCCCGACGCAGGCGGCGGCGCAGCCAUACGGCCUGCUUCCCGCAACCUCCAAUAUGGCUUCGCUGGCGGCGCCGCUGGGGCGGGUCAUCUCCUUCGCCACCACCGUCGGCGGCGGCGCCAGCACCAACGGUGGCAACACGCCCACCAGCAGCUUCACGACGGCGCCGGGUCGCCCGGGCGGCUUCAACUGGAUACAGCUGCGCUGCGACUCCAUGGCCACCAGCGACGUCGACAGCCGUAUGGGCUCGAGCCGUUGGACGGCGGGCUUUGCGGCGGGCCUGAACACAGGCGACGGCGUGGACACGGACAGUGAGGGCACGCCGCGCCACCCGGACAGCGAGGUGGGACACAUCAUGCAGCCGCCGGGCCUGCACUUGCCCUCGCUGCAGACGCUGCACUGCAGCAGCGUGCCCGGGCUGCCGAGCAGCGGCGCGGAGUCGCCGCUUGGGCUGACGAGCUCGGGCCCCAUGCACCCCUCCUCGGCGCACCCCUUCGGCCACCCGGCUGGGCUGCACAGCCACAGCGCGCACGGGCUCCUUCACGGCGGGCACUGGCAGCAGCACAUCCUCUCCAGCGGCUCCUUUGGCCGCGGCGACCACUCCGGGCACGGCGGCAUUUCGGCUUCUGGAGGCGUCGUGAAGCGCGUUGGGUCGCGGAUGGCGUUGUCGGGUUCCAUCCUGGCGUCUGUCGGCAUUGCGGAGGAGGAGGGCGAGGGCGAGGACGACGGCCCCGCGCCCCCGUCCGGCCCGCCGACGGCCAUCAGGGAGCCCUCCCGCAAGGGCCUGUUUUCCAGGAACGACGCGCCUGCGGAGGAGGCUGCAGCAACCGCUGCCCUGGAGUCGCCACGGCCUGACACCGGGGUAGCAGCCGCGGCUGGUGUGGGUUAUGAUAGCGAGGCCGCGGGUGUGGCGUCGCCUGCCUCUGGGUCGGCCUCAGUCGAGGGCGCCUCUACUGCUGACACCGCCACCACCCCGGACGGCGCCGGCGGCAUGGGCCCCAUCCGCCAUGCCAGCUCGGGGCUGGGCGAGGGCGAGGAGAGCGUGCGCGCCGCGUCCGUUGGCGAGGGCGGUGACUCCGGCAACGUCGGUGAGGGCUCCUCGCCCUUCAGCCGCAGCGCGCUGAGCCCCUCGCUGGCGCACCACAUCAUGUCCGCCUACCUGCGCUGCGAGCAGCACGUGCAGCAGCAGGAGCUGGAGGAUCGCCGGCAGCAGGAGCAGCAGCAGGCGGAGUGCGAGGCGGACGGGGGCGCGGCGACGCCAGCAAUGCCCGACUUUGCCGCGGCCUACGCCAGCAACGCAGGCGACGCCAGCCCGAAGGCGCUGUCUGGCUCGAUGGCGGGGGUAGCAGCCAGCCUGCUCGCAGCAGAGCCGCUGUCCCAGCCGCCGCCGCUGCCGCGGCUCCAAACGGAGGAGCCCAGCCUCGCCAGCCAGUUGGGGUUCAGCCUUCCCGCUGCGCCCAUGUCGCCACCGGCGCUGCUGUCGCCAUCCCUGGCCGACCGCGCCCGCGCGGUGACCAGCGUCAGCGCCGACACGGCCACGGGCGGCUCGGCGUUUGCGACGUUCCAGCAGCCGCCGCCUGUGAAGGCGCUCACGCCUUUCGCCAUGUCCAUGGAGGACCCCAGCACGUGCCGGAUCUCGGCGGAGCUGCUUCAGUCCAUGCCGCCUCCGCCCGCCGCGCUGCAGCCCAGCACGCCCACGCCGCCCGUGUCCAUCCCCUGCGCCGGCGGCUCGGGCGCGAUGGCCGGCGGCGCCGGCGCCGGCAGCAGCCGCGCCGGCGGCUUCCGCUCACGCACCAUCAGCAGCGGCGGCGACGACGUCGGUGACGUGACGCUGACGGCGAGUGGCAUCGGCGCGCUGGGCGGCUCGGGCUUGACGCCGGCGCUGCACAGCAGCGGCGUGGGGGUCAGCGGCAGCGUCGUGCUGCGCGGGCUGGGCUCACACGACACUCCCGGCGGCACGGGCAGCAUCCUGAACGCCUCCACGGGCGGCGGUGUGCAGUCGGGGCCGGGCUGCGGCAGCGGCUCCGCCUGCGCGGGCGGCAGCGGCGCUCCCGGCAGCGCGCUCAUGCAGGCACUGCACGGCGUCAGCUUCCGCGCCGUCAGCAGCAGCUGCGGCGGAGCUACGCCCGGCACCAGCAGUGGUGGAGCUCCGCCGGUGUCGCUUCUGCUGCCGCCUCCGCCUCCGCCCCAGGUGCCGCUGUGUGCGGCCACGUCCGGCCGGGCCGAUGCCUUUGCCUCCGCGCUGCCGGCAGCGGUAUCGUCCGUCAGCGGUACCUCCGCAGCCGCACCGCCGGGGUCGCUGCUCGACAGCGGUGCGAACACCGUUGUGUGCGUCAGCGCCGCCACGUUCUCCUCCGCCCAUACCUCCACCAUCUCUGCCACCGGCGCAUCAACAACCUCCACAGACCGCGCCCCUGCGCCGCCCUCCUGGACUGCCACCUUUGACGAGCCCGCUGGCAGCCUCGCCGCGCACGGCUCACCGACGACGGCCGCGGACCCGCCGCUGCUGUCAGGCCGUGAUAGCGCCGGGCUUACUUCUGGGGGAGUCCGCACGCCAGACGCCCGCGCACCCGCGCCCGACAUGGCGCGUGGAAUGUCACUGGAGGCCGCGGGGCAUUGAGGUGGGUGUCGCCCUGCCCGGCGAGCUGCGGCGUUGUUAGGAGCUCCGAGAUGGAGAUGGGUUGCGAGUUGGGUUUGGCGGUUGCGGUUGCCGGUUGCGAGGGCGACCAGGCGAGGUUGGGCUGCUGCUGAAAGGAAGCGGUUCCGAGGCUCUACAGGGUGAUGGGAUGUGAGGUGCAGCAGGCUGGGUGUCACAUUGUAACGUUUGUGUUAGUUGUACCGUGGUGUAGAUCUCUGUUUUUGGUGAACUGGUGGCCGAGUGUCGAAGCGCCUGUAAUGGAUGGCGGUAGGUGAGCCGGCAAAAGUAUUUGACCCGUUGAGCUGGCAAGGUGACGGCGACGGCAUGUACCUCUUAUGUUGCCCAGCUGAAUGCGUACAUCUCAUCAUACGCAAUCAAAGCGAAACCUAGGGGGCCAUUCUGACAUUUUCGUAUCAUCACGCUGCUGGGCAGGGAGGAUGUGAAGGGGUGCUGCUAAGCGCGCGUGUGUAUCCUUGUCAGUGCUCACAAUGCAGGAAUUGCUGCGGGCACCAAAGCCAGCCAGCAAGGGUACCGACUACCGACGUGCGUUGCAUGUGUGGGCGCUCUGGGGGCGAAGAGACAUGCCGAAAGGGGUUAUGGCCCAGUUUCGCCUUCCCUUGAAGGGCAUUCUCGAUUGCUUCGUGAGAGCGUUGGGAGCAUGCGGGAGCUUACUGAAGAGGAAUCGCCCAUGCGUGAUCCGCACACAGCGUGCGUGCCUGAACGCAUGUGAAGUCGUCCUGUGCGAGUGUUCCCGCUGAGGCUGAGGCUGUGUAUGGGACGGGAAUUGAGGCGAAGCUCGGUUCGGUACGGCAGAGUGGAGCACAAUGAGACGCGAUGGAGACGACAGGUUUCGUUUGCAAUUGCCCGGUCGGCGCACCGUCAACUGUCCUAUGCUCGUGUGCAAUCAAGGACUGCACCGAAUAAAAUACUACUGUGCGACAUUUUGGCAAUGGUGAGAAUCGGCUAAGCGCGUCCGCCGACAAUGAGCGGCCCCCGGUCGUGACCGCCACGCCCACAUACCCAAGUGAUGGUUGUUUUGCCAAGAUGUCGUGCCCCUCGCCGCGCGGUGCUGGAUUAACUUCGUGUACGUGUGUGUUUUCCUGGGGGUUGUGCAAACAGUAUUGAACUGUAGCGCCGCUGAGUCAUUCCAGUACGUGCGGUGAUCUAUCUAUCUCGGAGGCCGCCUCGAUGUAUCCAGACACAGACGGGAGCCGCUCGACCUAGACUGUGCGGGCGGUGUGUGCUAAGCGUGUUGGGAGGAGCACGGACAGCCGAAUGUUUGUGGGAAGGCGUCCUAGCCGCGCCUUCUGGUACUCACAUACUCGCGCAUGCCAAAGUCGCCAGAGUGUGUAGGCAGCCAAGACCACUCUUAGGCGCAAUCACCCGCGUGAUCCUUUUGUGCUAUUUAUUCUUUUUGAUUAGCUGCUGCCCGGCUGGGAGGCGGUGGUGCGGGCAAGGGCGUGGGGCUAUGGGGGCUCAAUGCUUACGAAGAAAGGGCAUUUUGAGCGUGUCGGCACGACUGUGCGCUUGUACGUAGUCUCCAAGGAUACCCGGAUAGCCAUUCUACUCUGGUAGGCACGAGGCACAACGCAAGCCGCAAGGGAUAUAACACAAGUGCAUACCGGUGUGGGCACUGCUCGGCACUCCAUGUGGUACCCGGCGUGACGUUGGCUGAACACGGUGCAAGAACUAGCACACACAGCAUCAUAGCACUCUGACCAUGCGAGGUGGCAUUGCAGGCAAACCAGAGCCGGCUAGUAAUGAACGGCAUACACGUGCGUGACUGUAAUCACAUGUGCCC